AUGAUAGAAAAAAAGUCUGUAGGCAAGAAAUAUGAAUAUUAUCUUAAUGAUAAACUAGGAACAGGAAGCUUUGCAGAAGUUGUUAAAGGUAAAAACAAAAAAACAGAUGAAGUAGUUGCUAUUAAAAUAAUUAAAAGAUCUGUUUUAGCUAAAUAUGGGUACUGUUUUAUUAUUUAUAUUUUUAGAGAUGAGAUUAUGAAUCAAAUUUAAUUAGAAGUUAAAAUUCUUUAAUAAUUAGCAAGUUUAUCAUAAUAAUCUAUGUGUCCUUUUAUUAAUCGUAUAUAUGAAUUCCUUGAAACUGCUAAUAAUUUUUAUAUAGUUUUAGAAUACUGUAAUUAAGGGACCUUAUAUGAUUAAAUAAAGAAAGUCAAAAAAAUUGAAGAAAAAGAAGCAAUUUUCAUUUUAUUUCAAUUAUUAUAAGCUCUUUCAUUAAUUUCCAAUAACAAUAUUGCUCAUAGAGAUAUCAAACCAGAAAAUAUUUUUAUUAAAGAUGGAGUGUAUAAAUUAGGAGAUUUUGGAUUUGCUAGUUAAAAAUCUUUAUAUUAAACUCAUCUUGGCACAUUUCCAUAUAUGGCACCAGAGUUUUUUAAUAGUGAUAACUAUAAUACAAAAGUUGAUGUUUGGGCUUUAGGUUUGUUAACUCAUGAGAUAUUAUUUGGAGAAAUUUAUUAUAUUGGUAGAAGUUAAUUUGAAGUUUAAUAAAAAAUAUUAACUAAACCAUAUCUUUUAAAUGAUCGUAAGUAUAAAAUAUCUGAACAAUUUAAAAAUUUAUUAUAUAAAAUGAUCAAUAAAGAUUAAAAAACUGUAUAUAUCAUAUCUAUUAAUAGAGAAUUUCUGCUUAAGAAGCUCUGAUGGAUCCUAUUUUUGAUUUUUGUAAAAAUGAUCCCAGAUAUCUUGAUAUCAUGAAAGCAGAAAAAUUGAAUUAGCAUUUUGAAGAAAAUAGUGAAUAAGUCGAAUAAAUUAGUUUAUUAGAAGAUGAGGACAAACUCAAAAAAGAAUUAGAAUAACAAAAAAAAAAAGAAUAAAAAGAAUAACAAGAAUUGUAAGAAUAUUAAAAACUACAAUAAGAAAAGAUAAUUUCAGAAAAGAAUCAAUUUAUACAAAAUGGAAUAAAAGGUAUUAAAGAAGGAAUCUUAGAUAAAAUUGCAGGAAUAACACUUAUGGUUUAAUUAGCAGAUUAUUUAAAUGAAAAUAUCUAAUAAUUAUGUAGAUUUGAAAUUCUUUACAUUUUAAAAUAAGCUGCUAUUCUAAUAUAAUAAUUAAAAGAUCGAUUGGAACAAUAGGCUAUAUUAGGGAAACAUGAUCAUGUAAAAAUUCAAUUUGAUUGUGAAAUAUGGAUGCAUUUCUAUGAAGAUAGAAAGUAUUAAAAUAUUUCAAAAAUAGUCUCUUAUAAUUUAUUGAUGAAAUUGAAGAAGUCAAAAAUCAAAUUAAAAAAAAAUAUAUUGAUUAUGUCAAUAUAAUCAAUUAUUUUUCCUUAAUCAAUUUUCCAACUGAACAUCACAAAAUUGAAUCAAUUGCUAAUUUAAAUUUGACCAAACCUAUAGAUCUUUAAUUAUAUUAAGAAUAAUUAUUCUUGAAAAUGUAAUUUUUGAAAUAGGAUUCCUUAAAAACUGAAAAUUAAUUUAUUAAACAAUAAAUAGAUAAAUGCAUUUUAUGGAUGUAUGCAGCUUACGAAUUUUAGAAACUUUGUUCUGGGGAAUUGUUUGAUAUUAAAAGAUUUAUAUAAGCAAUAAUAAAUGAUGAUGUUGAGGAAAUGAAAUGUUUAACUUUAAAAUGA
This is a messenger RNA of Paramecium sonneborni, 1777 nucleotides long. NCBI's taxonomy places the organism in Eukaryota, Ciliophora, Oligohymenophorea, Peniculida, Parameciidae. The record is from the annotation of a GenBank genome assembly.